AUGAACAGACACAAUGUUUUCGGUUUGAUGGAUAAGGCCAUAGUUGCCGACAGUUCCAGUCACAGACAGACAGACAAGAACAUCUUCACACACAGUGUUGUCAGUCUGACAGAUAAUGCCACCUUUGCCGACAGGUGCAGUGACACACAGAGAGAAAACAAGAAUAUCAACACACAGAAUGUUGUCAGUCUGAAGGAUAACGCCACUGGUGCUGACAGAUUCAGUUACAUAGAGACCACUGACAACAGCAAGUCUGGCAACUCUCAAGAAGUCACUGCUGUGAUUCCUGGAGAACCUAAUGAAAGUAACAAUGACGGUGCUCCACAGUAUAUUGUGGUCAUAUCUGGCAGGUGUCAAACUAAUGUUCAAUCUAAAAACAGUAAAAGUGUUAUCAUUAGUGAUAAAUGUGAUGCUAAGCUAAGUAACACCAGUGUUGAUGUCAGUAAAAAGAAUGAUGUCAGUAAAAAGAAUAAUGUCAGUAAAAAGAAUAAUGUCAAUAAAAAGAAUGAUGUCAGUAAAAAGGAUGCUGUCAAUGAACCGGAUAAUGUCAGUAAAAAGGAGGAUGUCAGUAAACAGGUUGACCUCAGUAAAUGUGUUCAUGUCAGUGGAAAGAAUGAUUUUAGCAAAAAGACUUGUGUCAUUAAUAAGGUUGCUGUCAGGAAAAAGGUCGAUAAAAAGGAUGACGGCGAUGACAACAGUGUGUUAGAUAGUGGCAGUAAUGUGCUGAUCGCUCAUGAAACAGUUGGCGAUAAUAAGAAGAAGACGGUUGGAGAAUUAGUGUCUCCCAU
Molecule: messenger RNA, 788 nt
Organism: Candidula unifasciata
Lineage: Eukaryota; Metazoa; Mollusca; Gastropoda; Stylommatophora; Geomitridae
Source: the annotation of a GenBank genome assembly